This is a messenger RNA of Macadamia integrifolia, 2497 nucleotides long. Its product is annotated as putative E3 ubiquitin-protein ligase XBAT34. The transcript is spliced from 12 exons. The coding region runs from base 195 to 1733 and encodes 512 amino acids. Gene Ontology annotation, molecular function: protein binding. NCBI's taxonomy places the organism in Eukaryota, Viridiplantae, Streptophyta, Magnoliopsida, Proteales, Proteaceae. The record is from RefSeq and is a predicted model, not a curated record.
GGAUGGCCAGGAGGACUUUGGUAUUCGCGGCACUCACUACAAACAAUAAUUGCGGUGAAAAUCGGCAUAAAUAACGAAUCUGCGUUAGGUGUUUAAGUGGGUGGAGGGUUGGAGUUUGUUGAAAUCAGCCAAAGUUGAGGCAACGGAACUUGGAUCUUCGACGGAAGUGAUCGGAAAGGCAAAAAGAACAGAAAAUGGGGCAACAACAAUCCAAAGAGGAGUUGCUAUAUCAGCAAGUGAGUUAUGGAAACGUAGAAGGAAUUAAAGCUCUUCGUCGAGAAGGAGCAGGUCUCGAGUGGAUUGAUAAAGAAGGAAAGACUCCAUUGAUAUUAGCGUGCAUGAAUCCUGAGUUCCUUGAUGUUGCAAAAACUCUUAUAGAACUGGGUGCCAACGUCAAUGCUUACCGUCCGGAAAGAAAACAUCACGAUGGUCACAGGGUCAACUCUUGUCGGAGACGAAAAUCAAGGAAGACAAAAAAGAGAGGGUCUCAUGCGGGGACUGCUUUACAUCAUGCGGCGAAAAGAGGCCUUGAACAAACUGUGAAGUUACUUCUGGCCCAUGGAGCUAAUGCUUUUGCGAUGAAUGAUGAUUGUCAGACCCCACUUGAAGUUGCUAGGUCAAAGGGGUUUAGCAACGUUGUCCGCGUGAUUGAGAGCCAUAUAUGUCUUUUCUCUGGAUGGAUGCGUGAGUUUUAUGGACCAGGGUUUCUGGAAGCGUUAGCCCCUCAGUGGUUAUCAAGAAAAAUUUGGGUUGUGGUCAUCCCUUGUGGUUCGCGUAAUGCUGCAAACCCUAUCAAGUUGGAGGUUGCUGCAUAUUCUAGUCCACAGGAAGCACAGCCUCGUAUAGUUAUUUCACUCUGGAAGGCCAACAUUGAGGAACCGAGGUUUCACCAGCCUGAUCCUACCUUGGUCAUUUUUGAUAAGUCUACUAAAACGCGAUGUAAGCUUGCUUCUGCAAAUGAGGGUGACAAGCAGCAACUGCAGUUUUUUUAUAAUGCUUGCAAGGGAAUUCGCCAGGUACUGUCUCCUCUGUUGCCUGGUGCUCCAAUUCUUCCUCCAACUGCACAGGCAUCUACUGCAGAAGAUCUUGAUCUUGAAUUAGCUAUGGGAAUAAAUGCUUCCAUGCAGUCUGCUACGGGUGUGAUACCACCCCUAUCUAAUACCCAUCUGAACUCUGAAGUGGACAACAUGAAUGGUUGGGCAAACAAUGUAGAUUCUAGUAGUCACAAUGGCUCGGGGAUAAUAGGGGCUGCAUCUUCUUCAGAAGCGACUAGCAGUGGAUGGCUUGAUGAGCCAGUUAAAGAUGCAUAUAAUGGAUGGGGUGUAUCUGGAGCUGGUCCAAGUAGCAACCCACCACAGCAUAUGCAUAGUCUGAACAAUGCGACAACUCAAAUGGUUCCUGAAACUGCUUCGUCACUUCCAUCAGCUCCUCCAAUUCCUAAUGAGAUUGCAUAUGAUGGCCCUAUUCACUAUCCAUCAAUCGACUCGAGUCCUGUUGAUGUAUCAGUGCCAACUGUGGAGGACAGACCAGGCAGAAAAAAUGAGGGUAAUGAAGCUGGGGGUGCUUCAUCCUCAUGUGUGAUAUGUUUGGAUGCUCCAGUUGAGGGGGCUUGCAUUCCUUGUGGCCACAUGGCAGGAUGCAUGUCUUGUUUGAAAGAAAUCGAAGCCAAGAAAUGGGGCUGCCCUGUUUGCCGUGCCCAGAUAGUUCAGGUUAUAAGGCUUUAUGCUGUGUGAGCAGAGGUCUAGAAAUAUAUGGAGCUGAUGGUGGUUCACAGGUAUGUGGAAUUCUGGGAUUCUAAUCUCAAAGUUCUCUUUAUUCGUCAUCAUCGGACUUCAUUACCUUUGUAAUGCCGCACUGUACAGUUCGCAGUUAGGCCUUCAAUAUAUAUAGUUGCAUAGCCAAUACUCAUAAGACUGUUUAUCCCAAAACAUAAAAGAGGGUAGGGUAGGGUGGGGUGGGGUGGGGGGGGGGUAAGGAAAAGAACAAAAAAGGAACCGUAAACUGCCUUAUUUUUAUGAGGAGGAUUUCUCGCAUGUACAGAAAGCAUUACCGAUUAAAAAGAACUUGGUUUCAACUAAACUCCAACUUACUGAGAGGAGGGGAAUCUUCACCUAUUAUAGGUAAUCUCUGUCAGCUUCAUAUGUAUGUUUCCCUCACAACUCCACUUUGAUCUGCAAGGGUUGCCAGAGAUUGGUUGAAGGCAUUGAAGUUUUCUAUGCAUUGAGCCUGGAUGAACAUUUAGGAUCUGUAUUAUUGAAGUUUGCUUGUAGUGAUCAUUAUGUUUCUCUAUGUUGGUACAAUGUGUUUAUUUUGGGUGAGGGAAUUUGAAUCUUCGUCUGGAUUAUUGCUUUUGAUUGUGUGUACAGUCCGUAUUUGGAAUCCUUCGGGUUGAAACUUUUGAUUCUUGGAAGGAUAGUGAAUGAAUUUAUACAAACUCAGUUUGUAAAUCAAACUUCUUUUAAGUUAAUCAAAUCUCAGUCAACUUAGGUUCCUUCAA